CGCGCUUCGGGCCGUGGUUAUUUAAGCACGGGUAGCCUGGUAAUGGUGCCCCGAUUCGUUUCAUCCUGCUCCAGCGACGCGGCCGGCGUUGCUCUUUAAUCCCUUGUAUGCGAUAGCGCGGGCAUCACAGCCACAGGGAUACAGAGGACGCACCGACGAGUAGGAUUUGUUAAUGAGUUGCUGAAUCUCGUGAGAAAUCCGAGCAACAGACAAACUCAUCAUGGAUGAUGGUCACGCUAAAACUUCGGAAGAAGUUAUCGAAUACUUCAACAUCGAUGUCGAUAAAGGUCUGACCCCCGAUCAGGUCAAGAGGAACCAAGAGAAAUAUGGUCUCAACGAACUUCCCGCAGAAGAGGGCAAAACAAUUUGGCAGCUUGUUCUCGAGCAGUUCGAUGACCUCCUUGUUAAAAUCUUGCUCUUGGCCGCCAUCAUUUCCUUCGUCCUGGCCAUGUUUGAGGAAGAAGACUCUCUCACAGCCUUCGUUGAACCUUUAGUCAUUUUGCUUAUUCUUAUCGCCAACGCCAUUGUCGGUGUCUGGCAAGAACGCAAUGCUGAGUCUGCUAUUGAGGCCCUGAAAGAAUACGAGCCCGAGAUGGGCAAGGUCGUACGUGGCGACAAGGCCGGUGUGCAGAAGGUGCGCGCCAAGGAGAUCGUUCCUGGUGACCUGGUUGAGGUGUCUGUGGGCGAUAAGAUUCCCGCUGACAUCCGCCUCAUCAAGAUCUUGUCCACCACUCUGCGCAUUGACCAGUCUAUCCUGACUGGUGAGUCUGUGUCCGUCAUCAAGCACACUGAUGCCGUGCCUGACCCCCGCGCCGUCAACCAGGACAAGAAGAACAUCAUCUUCUCCGGCACCAAUGUCGCCGCUGGCAAGGCCCGCGGUAUUGUCAUUGGCACUGGCCUCAAUACUGCCAUUGGUAAGAUUCGUACUGAAAUGACUGAGACUGAGGAGAUCAAGACUCCCCUGCAGCAGAAGCUUGACGAGUUCGGCGAGCAGCUGUCCAAGGUUAUCUCCCUCAUCUGCGUUGCUGUCUGGGCUAUCAAUAUUGGUCACUUCAACGAUCCCGCUCACGGUGGCUCCUGGAUCAAGGGUGCCGUCUACUACUUCAAGAUUGCCGUUGCCCUGGCUGUCGCUGCCAUUCCCGAGGGUCUGCCCGCUGUCAUCACCACUUGCUUGGCCCUUGGCACCCGUCGUAUGGCUAAGAAGAACGCCAUUGUGCGCUCCCUGCCCUCCGUUGAGACUCUUGGCUGCACCUCCGUCAUCUGCUCUGACAAGACCGGUACUCUGACCACCAACCAGAUGUCCGUCAGCAGGGCGUUCGUCUUCAGCCAGAAUGACCCCACCGGCGCUACCUUCGACGAGUUCGAAAUCACCGGCUCCACCUACGAGCCCAUUGGUGACGUGUUCCUCAAGGGAUCCAAGAUCAAGGCCAGCGACUACGAGACCCUGCACGAGUUGGGCACCAUCUGCAUCAUGUGCAACGACUCCUCUAUUGAUUUCAACGAGUUCAAGCAGGCCUUUGAGAAGGUCGGUGAGGCCACUGAGACCGCCCUGAUUGUCCUUGCUGAGAAGAUGAACCCCUUCAACGUGCCCAAGACUGGUCUUGACCGCCGUUCCACCGCCAUCGUCGUCCGCCAGGACAUUGAGACCAAGUGGAGGAAGGAGUUCACCCUCGAGUUCUCUCGUGACCGCAAAUCCAUGUCUUCUUACUGCGUGCCCCUCAAGUCCUCCAAGCUCGGCACUGGACCCAAGCUGUUCUGCAAGGGCGCCCCUGAGGGCGUUCUUGACAGGUGCACUCACGCUCGCAUUGGCGGACAGAAGGUGCCUUUGACCACUUCCAUGAAGAACCGCAUCCUGGACGUGACCCGCCAAUACGGUACCGGCCGUGACACCCUCCGCUGCUUGGCUCUCGCUACUGGUGAUAACCCAAUGAAGCCCGAGGAGAUGGAUCUUGGAGACUCUAACAAGUUCUACCAGUAUGAGAACAACCUUUGCUUCGUCGGCGUCUGUGGCAUGCUUGACCCUCCCCGUAAGGAGGUCUUCGACUCCAUCGUCCGUUGCCGUCUGGCUGGAAUCCGCGUCAUUGUCAUCACCGGUGACAACAAGGCCACCGCCGAGGCUAUCUGCCGCCGCAUUGGCGUGUUCGGUGAAGAUGAGGACACCACUGGCAAGUCCUACUCUGGCCGCGAAUUCGACGACCUGCCCCUGUCUGAGCAGAAGGCUGCCGUUGCCCGCGCCCGUCUCUUCUCCCGCGUGGAGCCCGCCCACAAGUCCAAGAUUGUUGAGUUCCUGCAGGGCAUGAAGGAAAUCUCUGCCAUGACUGGUGAUGGUGUCAAUGACGCCCCUGCCCUGAAGAAGGCUGAGAUUGGUAUUGCCAUGGGCUCCGGUACCGCCGUCGCCAAGUCUGCCUCUGAGAUGGUGUUGGCUGACGAUAACUUCUCUUCCAUUGUCGCUGCUGUUGAGGAGGGCCGUGCUAUUUACAACAACAUGAAGCAGUUCAUCCGCUACCUCAUCUCCUCCAACGUUGGUGAAGUCGUGUCCAUCUUCUUGACUGCCGCCCUCGGUCUUCCCGAGGCUCUGAUUCCCGUCCAGCUUCUGUGGGUCAACCUGGUCACUGACGGUCUGCCCGCCACUGCCCUUGGCUUCAACCCUCCCGAUCUUGACAUCAUGGACAAGCCUCCCCGUCGCUCUGACGAGUCUCUCAUCUCUGGCUGGCUGUUCUUCCGUUACAUGGCUGUUGGUGGAUAUGUUGGUGCUGCCACUGUCGCUGCUGCUUCCUGGUGGUUCAUGUACAGCCCAGAAGGCCCUGAACUCACUUACUGGCAGCUGACUCACCACCUGUCCUGCUUUGCUGAGAAUCCCGACUUCAAGGGAGUUGACUGCAAGAUCUUCCACGAUCCUCACCCAAUGACCAUGGCUCUGUCUGUGCUUGUCACCAUUGAGAUGUUGAACGCCAUGAACAGCUUGUCUGAGAACCAGUCUCUGCUGAAGAUGCCUCCCUGGUGCAACUUGUGGCUGUGCGGAGCCAUGGCUCUCUCUUUCUCACUCCACUUCGUCAUCCUCUACGUCGAAAUCCUCUCAUCUGUAUUCCAGGUCACUCCUCUGAACACAGAAGAAUGGAUAACCGUGAUGAAGUUCUCCAUCCCUGUGAUCCUGCUGGACGAGUCUCUUAAGUUCAUUGCCCGCAAGAUCACUGACGGUGAGCGUGGUUAUUACCCGAGUGAAUUGCAUUGGAUUGGUGUGAUGUGGGGGGUGUAUGCCGUGCUCAUCAUGUACGGACCCAUCUAACACGAGUGUCUUGUGAAGUAACAAGCAAUUUUAAACCACGAGGACAAUUUUACUUCAGCUUCCUCAGCCGGCACGUGUAUAAAACAAACAAAAAAGAUACCCUCCUCUUCACAAACAAACUUCCAAACUUGACUCGAAUCGUUAUUAAUUUGACCUAUAUUUAUUUAACAGUGUGUUGUUCUUGGAUUUAUGAUGAUUUUUGCAUAUUAUAUUACUCUCUUUUUAAGACUUCCAACGUUCAUCCUUUACACAAACGUAUUCGAUCAUACACAAUUUAUAUACAUUUGAAUAAUUUGCAUGAUCCUCUCAGCAGAAACAAGCAAACAGACAUUAGUUUAAAACGCCCCUUCUUUCUCUCGCGAUUUAAUUAAUUUAUUGCAUUCUUUGGUUACCUCGUCAAUUUCACAAACAUUUUUCUAUUCCUCUCCCCCGAACCUUUUUCGAUUUCGCGCGCGUUGCUGAUGGUUGUCGUUUCAUUGUCCGCUCUGGUCAAUUUUGUUAACAAUCGAUUUUGCAACAAAGCUGAGCUGUACCAUAAUUUAUUGGCUUCCCUAGCUGCUUGCUGAUGAUUUAUCUCAAGUGUCUCUUUCUCUUGAUAACUUGAUUUCGUUUCCGAGCUGCGCAGGGCUUACUUUACACUCAACUCUGCCAAAAUCAUAAGGAGUGAACGUGUUUAAUAUUAUAAUGUUUGCAAAAAAUAUUUUUUAUUGUUUCUGAUGCGCUGAAUGAGAUGAUACGUACGAGUCUGUAUGGGUCAUAUAACUAUAUUUUAGAAAACUGUCUGUCCGUGAGUCUAAAAGCAACAUUGUGUCGAGUGAUUGCGCGUUUCUCUGGGUGACAAGUUGCUAGUUUGCCUUCUCGGCAGUCUCCGCGGCUGCCGAAACACUCCCUUUAGAAUGAUAAUCAUACGAGGUAACGGGUGGAGUUUUAAUCCCCAAAGUGAAUUUUACGGUUGAGUUUUUAUUGUCUGCGACGUAAAAAGAAUGAAAAAAAACACACACAAAAACACAAAUACACACACAGAACCGAGUAAGAAUUAAAACUGAAGACAAAAACUGAUAUUUGGAAAAGUCGAAGAAAAAUUAAUCAAUCAUCCUGAACUUUGGAUACUUACAGCAUGGUUGUUGUUGUUGUUGAUCAAUCGAUAUAAAAGUAAUAAUAAUUAUAUAUUAUUAGUACGAAAACACAAAAACGGAUUUGUUUCUUAUUGUAAUUUUAUUGUUUGGUUGUAAAAGUUGCAUCUAACUUUUUCUCCUUUCCCUGAUACAAAAUGAAUGAAAAUGCAAGAAAUGCCCAGGAGCAAGCAUCUGUGAUUUUGCUGUAUUCACUUGGCGUUGGUUGAGGUGCAGCAAACCAAAUGUGUGACAGACUCACUGAAAUUAUCAAUUGUAGUAGCCUCACCGACCUGACCCAGUUUUGAUUGUAUCAAACAAAACCCCCGGGAGGGCGUCUCGCCGUCCGCGGGCUCCUUUGACCCGACGCGACACGUCCUCCUGCCAAAUUUUGUAGUUUGCGAAUUUUUUAAAUAAUUCAUUAAGGCCAAGUGAUAUUUUUAAAAAUGUAAGUACACCAGUGUGGAUUCAGUAAAUUAAUCACGGAAGUUUUUUCUGAAAUUAACCGCAUGUCGAGAGUGUUCGAGAGAAAUUUGAAAUCAAAAACACAAACCGUAAGACAAAGAAGGAUGUUGUGCGGUUUGCCGACCGCCGAGACUUUGCUGUUGUACCUCGGAUUAAGAAGCCGUGCCAAGAAGUCCGCGGCGCCGAAUGCUCCAAUUAUAUACGAAUUAGCUAGAUUUGAGAGAUGCAACCAACAAUACAUAUUAAAAAGGAUUGAUUGAGAAAAAAAUGUGGCCUACUCCUUACUUAUAUUACUAACA
Messenger RNA from Neocloeon triangulifer, 5162 nucleotides. It is a transcript of the gene SERCA, whose product is annotated as calcium-transporting ATPase sarcoplasmic/endoplasmic reticulum type. Gene Ontology annotation, molecular function: P-type calcium transporter activity; ATP hydrolysis activity; ATP binding. Gene Ontology annotation, cellular component: membrane. The coding region runs from base 221 to 3286 and encodes 1021 amino acids. Lineage: Eukaryota; Metazoa; Arthropoda; Insecta; Ephemeroptera; Baetidae. The transcript has 12 exons. Gene Ontology annotation, biological process: calcium ion transmembrane transport; intracellular calcium ion homeostasis. The record is from RefSeq and is a predicted model, not a curated record.